Messenger RNA from Cadophora gregata, 1320 nucleotides. RefSeq lists its product as uncharacterized. NCBI's taxonomy places the organism in Eukaryota, Fungi, Ascomycota, Leotiomycetes, Helotiales, Ploettnerulaceae. The coding region runs from base 1 to 1320 and encodes 439 amino acids. The record is from RefSeq and is a predicted model, not a curated record. The transcript has a single exon.
AUGGUCUGCAUAGGCAUCAUACUUCCAAUCGCCAUCGGCAUCACAGUCCUACCGCUUCUCCCUUUGCCCAACGCAAAGGUAAGGAAGGCAGUGCUGGAAGUUUUCUUUCUGCAACUCUUGAUCGAGAAUCUCUUGUUGUUUUGCCGCAGGAAAGUGGAUUUCCGCGGCACUGAUCGCAAAUAUGCGAGAGACAAAGCAAUGGCUGCCGUCAGACGUGCGAUCAGAAGUCAGUCCGGUAGCUUUACUGGAGACUUGGAGAAGGAGUGGUUUCAGCAAGCAAUUGCGGAUAUCGAUGUCCAUCAGCCACGGACGUUGCGUGGGCACUUGAGCGAUAGUCCCUUGGUGCUGUGGGCUGUUUCUGUUUAUGAGAAGAUGGAGUUGGUUGCUGUUACGUGUGUCCGUGAUGUGACUGAGUCUCUGGCUUGGAGUCUGGGGAUGAAAUUUCUCGACUACUGUGCUACUAAAAUUGCGGUGAUGAGAGCUGCGAUCCAGAAAGAGAGAAGGGAAGUUACAAGGAGGACUCAAUUGAGGAAUCUGGAACGAGAGCUAAUUGAAGAGUUGCAUGCUUACGGGAUCAAAACUUCUCUACCAAAGCCCGAAACCACGUCGACUACCUUGGGGGAUGAUGCUAGGGCUUUGCUAGCGAUGCAACAGACGGAGCCUGUCACUGACAACAAGACUAUAGCCGUCGAGGAGAAAAUCGUCGUCGAGUCAUCCACUUCUCAUGAUACGAAGUCUCAAAUCCCCAGUUCAGCCUCAGAAUCACAACCUAAAUUCAAUAACCGUUGCCCUGAAGCGGUAUAUUUUGCACUCUACCACGAGUCUAGAAAACAGAAGCUUGAGGUAGAGAAGGGGAAAAUGCUCGACCACGUAUGGUCUACGGCGAGACCGCAAGUCCCUAGCUCUCACACUCGAGCAGAGGUUCUAGCUGGGUUUCUAUCCUUCGAGAAGGAAGUAGCUACUAGCGAUCCCAGCAAUGCUGAAUCUGGAGUAGUGCAGUCUGGAGCUGAGAAGGAGGAGGAGAUGCGUGAGGUUAGCAAGGUGGCCUUUGCUGCCUUGGAUAAGGAGAUGACUGCUAUACGUGCUGAAAAGGAGACAGAGAAGGGCACAGGGGAGAUGUAUAAGUCAUCAGAGGAGGAGUGUCCAGCGGAACGGUUGGAAUGCGGUGUUGAGCCGAUGCAGGCGAAGUCGUGGAGAGAGCUUGCUAACGGAAUCAAUGAGAGGUUGGAUAGGAUUUUGGGCGAGGAGAAGACAGAGGAAAAAAUUAAAGAGGUCGGUGAGAAUGAGUGGGAUGAUUGUUCUGAAUCUGUGGAAGAUUAG